Molecule: messenger RNA, 1036 nt
Organism: Vigna angularis (adzuki bean)
Lineage: Eukaryota; Viridiplantae; Streptophyta; Magnoliopsida; Fabales; Fabaceae
Exons: 4
Coding region: 246-647 (133 amino acids)
Source: RefSeq, a predicted model, not a curated record
UAAGAAUAAUAGUUUUCUAUAAUAAUAUAUUAAUAAUGCAUCCUACCUACAUUUGAUUCUAUGUAUUUAUCUCUCCAUAUUAGCUAAGUUCAUUUUUGUCAUAUUAAAAAACUAAUUUGAUCUCAGCUAUUUCUGUUUUCUCACUCUCAUUAACCCACCAAACAACCUCUUCACAAGCUCUCUCAAUAAAACCCCAACCCCUCCUCCUAGGAAUCUCCGAACAAACUGCCACCACCGCCGCCGCAAUGAACUCCACCUCGCACGUGCCGCCGGCGACCGAAACGCCGUCGUUCUGGACGGAGGAGAAGCACGUGCACUUCCUCAACACCAUGGAAGCCGCCUUCGUUCGUGCAAUGCUUGAAAACCAAGGCGCCGCAACUCUCACGCGCCACUCCCUGCGCCUCGAUCGCGACCUCCCUGACACCUCCGAUUCCACGUUGGAUUUGAAACCGCAUCUCCGACGCCGCACCAGAAAACUCCAUGCACCCGCAGUAGAUUCAAUGGGUCCAACAAUGAGAAGACCGAGGAGAAGAUCAUCUCAGCCGUACAACUCAUCACAGGAUCAGGUGGUCCCACAUGCAGAAAACCAAAGAGAAGGUGCAGCAGCAUGUAACGGUGACGACGAUGAUAAAAGAGCACAAAAUUAAGAAUAUUGAUGUUUAGUCAGAGUUAUUGCUUCCCUUUUUCAUAUGAUGGGAAAAGAAAGCAAGGUUUGAGAUGUGCAUGUUAUGGGUGAGAGAUAUUUUAUGAAAGUUCUAGGAGUAUCAUAUCAUAUCAACAUUAUUUGAUAGUGCAGUGGGAAAAAUAGUAAGAGUUUUAUAAUAUAUAUAAAUAAAUAGAUAUAUAAUAAUUUUUACUAUUGGACGAUAAUGUAAGAAAAUACGAUGUUAUUGAAUUAGGGCACGUGAAGGUGUGGAUUGUGAUUAGAUUGAAGGAAAGGGACAUGAGAGGAGUUUGGUACCUUAUCUGUAUGAUGUUGGAGGCAGUGGUGGUUUUUUGGUAAAUGUCUUGAAAUCGAAAUUCUGUGUUAUGCUUU